Cuscuta europaea is the source of this 1232-nucleotide messenger RNA. Lineage: Eukaryota; Viridiplantae; Streptophyta; Magnoliopsida; Solanales; Convolvulaceae. The record is from the annotation of a GenBank genome assembly.
AAUUUCCACUCCCGAAAAAGAAAACUACCAAAUUCAAAGUCUCGUUUUCCUUCCCUUUUCGAAGUUGACGGUUAAGAACAUGGCACCCAAAACUACUCGCACGGCAUUCAUCGCUGCGGCGGCGGCGGUGGUUAUGAUCGUUCUGUUGGCGACGGCGACUCGUUCCGCCGGUAACGACGAUCUUCAUGGUCAAGAGCGUUUUAAUAUCAAAGUGGAGACAAAAAAUCCUGCCGUUGAGGAGGACAAAGAUCAGAGUUCGGAGUCGUGGACGGAGUGGGCGAAGGACAAACUCUCCGAGGGCCUCCGGCUGAAGUCCACACAAGACGCCGCGAAGAGCGGCAAGGACAAGAUCGCCGACUCGGCCUCCGGAACAGGACAGUACGUAGCAGACAAAACAGAGGAGGGUAAGAGGGAGGCCGGAGAAGUUAAAGACAAAAUCGCCGACUCUGCUUCCGGAACAGGACAGUACGUAGGAGAUAAAACAGAGGAGGGUAAGAGGGCGGCCGGAGAAGUUAAAGACAGAAUCGCCGACUCUGCUUCCGGAACAGGACACUACAUAGCAGACAAAACAGAGGAGAAUAAGCGGGCGGCUAGCGAAAAAACAAGAGAAGCUGAAGGCAUGGCGUCCGACUUGUCGGGGAAGACAAGUCAGAAAGCUUCGGAGGUGGCCGGAAAAGCUUAUGAGAUGACAAAAGACACUGCGUCCAAAACAGCCGACCAAGCCUACAAGAAAACAGGGGACGCUAAGGAUUGGGUGUACGAAACCGCGAAAGACACCGGAGCAAAGGCAUCGGAGACUGCGGGGAAAGCAUCGGAGUCGGCGGAACAGGGGAGGCAGAUGGCGGCGGAGAAGGCCAGAGAAGCGAAAGAGAGGGCCGAACAAGCAGGGGAGCAGGGGAAGGAGAACUUGGGCUGGGCGGCGGAGAAAGCGAAGGAAGGGUAUGAAGCGGCGAAGAACAAAGCCGGGGAAGCGUUGGAGACAGCUAAAGAUAAAAUAGCUUCGAAUCUCGGGAACGCUAAGGAAAAAGCGCGGGAUGUGAAGGAUAACGUCGUUUGUAGCGACAAAGCCGUUGGAAAAAACGCUAACUCAAAACUUCGCGAUGAGGAGCUGUAGAUUUAUCAUAUGUAUGCACUAUGUCCAGCAGCUUUCUUAAGUUGUGCUUGAAAUGAAACCCGUUUGGAUAUUUUGUUUUCUUUAAUAUAUAAUCCGUAGAUAUAUUUUGUUUUGUGUA